Molecule: messenger RNA, 1835 nt
Organism: Melanotaenia boesemani (Boeseman's rainbowfish)
Lineage: Eukaryota; Metazoa; Chordata; Actinopteri; Atheriniformes; Melanotaeniidae
Product: platelet-derived growth factor subunit A-like
Exons: 6
Coding region: 989-1588 (199 amino acids)
Biological process (GO): positive regulation of MAP kinase activity; positive regulation of ERK1 and ERK2 cascade; positive regulation of cell population proliferation
Cellular component (GO): membrane
Molecular function (GO): growth factor activity; platelet-derived growth factor receptor binding
Source: RefSeq, a predicted model, not a curated record
CACUUCCGUUUCUGAUCAUUUACUUUCAUUAGCUCAAUAUGUGAUUCAAAGGUCCAAAUUUACCCCUUAUUCAUGGAGGAAGCACAAAUAAAUAUUUGAGGCCAAUAACCCAUAAGAACAACUUUAAAGUAGACAUCAGUUUCUAGUGAUUAAAUAAUUUGGCAAGUUAUGUGAAUGGGGUCAAAAGGAGCAGUUGCCUGACUGGUCUACAACUACGCGCUAUAAUGCAAAAGCGCGCUCGCAGUAGAGUGAAGCGAGGACGCGCACAGCUAUAUCCUGUGACUGAAAGCAUCCCGACUUCAUUCACUUCGGAGAUCACAGGACCGCAGGGAGCUGAAAUCAAAUUCUUCUGUGGCUGCAAAGCGGGGAACAGUUUCUCUUUGUUGAUAACAUGUAUGCUUAGUACUUAAAAAACUGCUCAGUUAGUUUAGGGUAAUUCAAAUUUGGCGAAAAAUUGGGCGAAAAUUCAUGUUUGGCGAACAAUUUGCAACAAACUACCAAGUGGCUCAAAUGCUGCAGGCAGCAUACCUGUGAGAUUUUGGACUGGAUUAUAAGGAGGACAAAAUAGUGGAUAUUACUGGAUGUGUGGAUGUAAAGAAGUUCCUAUCCUUCCAUCAGCACCUGCUCUCUCUGUGCCAAAACAAACAAACAACAACAACAAAAACGCCUGGACUUACCAAUGGUGGGCUUUCUGCGUCAAACUAGACUGAAAAUGGUUGUGAAACUCGGCGAUUUGUGGUUUUUGCAUUUGUGACUUGAAGGCUUGGUCACUCUUUGAGGAAAUUCACUGGAUGCACGACUACUCUUCUAGCUUUAUUUAGGAUUCAACAGAUUAUUUGACGUUUCAAAAGCACUUUCAUUGAAGUUGUGGAAGUGGUCUAUUCUCCCGAGGGAUGGUUCAAGGCUUUCGAGAUCAAGGAGCGACAGCCCGGCUCCUCCAGUGGACAUUCGCCCCAUCCUGGUGUCGAUGCAGAGGAUCUGAGAGGAGAUGAAAGUCGCAGUCUACCACCUCCUCGCCGGCUUUCUUUGUCUGUUACGCACCGCAGCUGAGGAGUCUCCUCUCCCUCGGGAGCUGCUGGAGCGUCUUUCUCGCAGUGAGAUCCGCAGCAUCAGCGACCUCCAGCGGCUGCUAGAGAUAGACUCCGUAGAGAACGAGGUGAUUGGGGAGACCAAACAGAGCUACUACAAGGACUUCUCUCACAGCUUCCCUGACCAGAAGAAAGCACAUACCCACACAAGAGAGAGGAGGAGCACCGUGGUUGAAGAGGCAUUGCCAGCAGGGUGCAAGGUGCGCACAACAAUAUAUGAAAUCCCCAGGAGUCAGGUGGAUCCCACGUCGGCCAACUUCAUUAUCUGGCCUCCCUGUGUCGAGGUGAAGCGUUGCACUGGCUGCUGCAACACAAGCAACAUGCGGUGCCAGGCGGCUCGCAAACACCAUCAUACUGUCAAGGUGGCAAAAGUGGAGUACGUGCGGCGGCGGCCGAAGCUGAGGGAGGUACAGGUGAGGCUGGAGGAUCACUUAGAGUGCAUGUGCACCAACAAACGUCACAUCAGCCCAAACUCAGACACAGACAAUGGCAUCAGGUGAAGAAGUACAGAAAGAUGGCGGAGCGGAGGAGAUAAAUAGACAAAGACCUGAAACAGAAAACAAGAACUGCUCAUAACUUCUUCACCAGCUGCCAGUGGCAAGUUUAAUGAAGCACAUGGUGUCUCAGCAUUUGUGGGAGUCUUGAUGGAGAAUAUUUGACUCGUGUGGACCUCAAAUAUACACGUAGGUGUUUGCUUUAAAAAAAAAAAAGCAUCAAACUUUCAAAUCCAGACAUGGAUCCCAAGCA